Molecule: messenger RNA, 222 nt
Organism: Penicillium longicatenatum
Lineage: Eukaryota; Fungi; Ascomycota; Eurotiomycetes; Eurotiales; Aspergillaceae
Exons: 2
Coding region: 1-222 (73 amino acids)
Source: RefSeq, a predicted model, not a curated record
AUGCAGUUCUUUAAGGUUCUGACUUUCUCUGUCUUCGCCGCCAUGGCUGCCGCUGCUGCCCUCCCUGCUCCAGAAGCUGCUCCUGCCCCGGCUCCUGUGGCUGAGCCUGGAUUCGGUGAAAAGCUAAUGACCAUCCUAAGAAGUAUUCUCUGGGAGGCGUUGAAGGGAGAUGCUGAUAUCUUCUCGCCAGACGACAAUGAUGACAAUGACGAUGAUAACUAG